Messenger RNA from Racocetra persica, 221 nucleotides. Lineage: Eukaryota; Fungi; Glomeromycota; Glomeromycetes; Diversisporales; Gigasporaceae. The record is from the annotation of a GenBank genome assembly.
AUGUCUAGUACUUCCGAUAAACCAUUUACCGAUACACAAAUAAUCUACUUUCUAAUUUUUCAAGGAAUAUUUACUAUCUUGACGGUUUUCUAUUUCCUACAAGUCCAGGGACGAUACUUUAGAAAAAGUAAAAGUACAUCUCAUGGAAGUGCAUAUGAAAAAUAUAUACUCGAAAAAGAAUUGAUUAAAGAAGCCGAAAAGAAAAAUGAAUCGAAAAAGAA